UUUACUUUCGGUUUGUUUAUUGUGUCGCCGAAAUAGUUGGUGUUUGUUUAACCUUCGCGCAAAUUGGACUUUAUAACCAUAAAGGUUUACCACAUUCCUGUUGAAAACUGAGUGAUUCCCGAAUCGAGCCAUCGUAGAAAAGCUAUGACGUCCUCCUCUGCAGUUUCAGUUUCUUGGAGAAAUCAAGGUAAUAACUUCUAUAAAAAAGUUGUAGACGGGUUAGCACCAGUGGUAGCUCGCAAGAAUCUUCAAGAUGCAAUGAACGCUUAUUACCGAGCUGAGAAUUAUGCAGAGACUGACGACGAAAGAGCUUCAGCUCAAAAGAACUUUGGAAUGGCAGCGUUUAAGAUGGCUCAAGUAUGUUCUGCAAGUGAUGAUACAUCUCAAGUCGAGUUUUAUUUCAAAGAAGCUAUGAAAUAUUUCAGUAACGCAGAGAAAUAUGGCAGAAGAGAUAAAAACGGUGACUGGUUGCUCGGUCUUCAGACCAUGUCAUUACAGUGCUGGAUGAGUAUUCAAGAUACUAUUGAUAACGACAUAGAGGAUCAUAUAAAGAAGUAUCAUAUAUAUGUUGAAGAUAUAUUAGGCGAUGAUAACAAAGCCAACGCUUACUAUGAGCUCACUGAGUUUUAUCUAAAUUUAGCUGUGCAGAAAGUUUUGGGGAAGGAUUAUAGAACAGCCUUAUCUUUGUUGAAAGACUGUUACUUUCCUGUCUGUGAAGGAAUCCGGUUUGCCCAAACCAAAUCUAUCAGAGAGAGUAUUGAGAUGCUUCAAGAAGAUGUCCGUAUACAAACUUGUAUAGCUGAAUCACUGCAAGCUUUAAACAUAGCCGAUGAUUUGUUCGUGGUUGUUGUGAGUGAAGAAGAAAAUAUUAAUUUUGAUGUAAUCUGGGAUAUCAUUGAUUGGUAUAGAAAGGUCAUCAAUUUGACACGUGAGAAUGAUAUUGAAAUGGAAGCUAUUGCUCAUUGCAGAAUAGGCAAAGUAUACGACAAGAUUUUGAAGCUAAAAGAUCGUGCUAGACAGUACUAUACGAAAUGUAUUGAGCUAGCCAACACUUUAAUACCAAGAACUGUCUAUGACGAAGAAUGGUAUCGUUUGGCGACCAGUAUCUUACAGCAGUAUCAACAAGAAGAUCUGCAGAAAGAAGAAGAGAAGAAAAGGCAGGAAAGACAGGCGAUUAAAGACAGGCUUAAAGAUAAACUGGAUGAAAUGAAUACAAAGUUUGCCGAUUCAUCAAAGGCAGAUUUUCUUAGAUACGUCUACAAAACAUUCCCACCUAAAAACAAAAAGCAUACCUUAGGUGAGAUACCGGAACAACCGGAGCCCAAUGAUCUGAAGAAAUUAUACCAAAAGGCGGUGGUACACUAUCACCCUGAUAAGAUUGAUGUUAAUGUACACGGUAUAGAGUGGAAAGUUAUGUCAGAAGAAAUUGUAAAAGUGUUAACUUCACAUUAUGAGUAUUUUAAACAAUGUGACUAGUUACAUGGCUGUUUUUGUAUUAGCUCAGUUUUACAAGUUUUCUUCCCUUGUGCACUUUGGACAAUAAUGAAGAUUAACAUCAGAUUGUUUCUGUUUUUAGUUUAGCAACAUUUAAUUCAUUUUUUUAUAUGCCACAUAAUAUUGUGUCGUCGACCCCGUCCGUUCGUCCGGGGUCCACAAAUGCUUGUGGACGCUCUAGAGGCUAAAGUUAAUAUCCAAUUGACUUUCAAUUUAUACACCGUGUUUAAGGUCAUUGGACGAAGAAUCCUAUUGAUUUGCAGCGAUUUCCAAUAAUUACUAACAGAGUUAAGGCCCUUGAACGGUUUGAAAAAGCUUGUGGAAGCUUUAGAGGCUAAAGUUAAUAUCCGAUUGACUUUAAAUUUAUACACGGUGGUUAAGGUCAUGAGAAGAAAAAACCCGUAGAUCUUGUUGAGGCUCUAGAGGCUAAAGUUAAUAUAAAUUGUUUAAGGUCAUGAGACAUGUUUUCUGAUAAUUACUUCAUGGGUUAUUACUCGUAAUCAUGUGUUGUAAAUCUUCUCAUUACUGACAAAAGAAAACAAAUAUUAUUUAAUGAAAUCAUUAAAAUGCACUAUAUAAAUUUAAUUAACACAAACAUAAACACAUGAAAAUGGCAUGAACUUGGAGGUGUUGUGUUUACAUACACCGAAACAAAUUUCAUCAAAAACCAUUCAUAAUAAUUAAAGAUAUCCAACCACACGAAAAUGAGUUUGCCAGUUACCUGAUAUUUUACUUAUUUCCCCAUGCGUUCAACGUGAUAAAGACAAAAUAUUUAUUUGAAGUGUGUAAUAUAAUUUUCUACACAAUGCCGCCUUAAUGUAUGCCCCAUGAGCAUGUUAAUAUGUUAUAUAAUGUUUGUGUUGAUUAAUCUUUUCUGUACGGCAAGUCUUUUUAAAUGUUUAAACACUUCUUUAGUAGGAAGUGCCAAUACAAUAAAUAUAUGUUUAAUUUU
Molecule: messenger RNA, 2446 nt
Organism: Patella vulgata (common limpet)
Lineage: Eukaryota; Metazoa; Mollusca; Gastropoda; Patellidae
Exons: 4
Coding region: 145-1476 (443 amino acids)
Molecular function (GO): protein binding
Source: RefSeq, a predicted model, not a curated record